Molecule: messenger RNA, 502 nt
Organism: Acaulospora colombiana
Lineage: Eukaryota; Fungi; Glomeromycota; Glomeromycetes; Diversisporales; Acaulosporaceae
Source: the annotation of a GenBank genome assembly
GUCUGGCAAAGCUUCUCCAGAUGCAUCACUAGGUUUCGAUAAUGAGCAAAGUCUGAUGGAUGUCAUUAAACAACGUACCGUAGCUCUGAGGAAAUUGUCGACUGUAAAUAAUGUUUUGGGGUCGCGGUCGCGGGUGGGCCGGACUAUGGCAGUCAAUCUCAAGGGUGCGGAUCAGCCACUCGGCCAUGCAGUAGGUAGGGACAGGAUUCUAUGGACUCUUCUAAAUAUGCACAUUGUAAUAAACGAUUUGUCGUCGGGCGGUGGGUUUCGGGACGCGAAUACUGUGAAAUCGGCAAAUCGGUGGCCGGAGAGCAAAAGCAAGAUGGCAAGAGAAAACUGCGCAAUUGCGGGAGAUAUAUAUACGAGAGACGCGAGGCAGAUAGGUGGGAGAUGGACACCAAAGCUUCGAGAAAUUAUGGCACAAGACAACAACGUCGGAGAAGGCAAACCGCGACGCGCGAGUCGUAUCGAUCCGACGACGGGAGACGGGGAGGAGAAGUGA